Ostrinia nubilalis (European corn borer) is the source of this 2525-nucleotide messenger RNA. RefSeq lists its product as uncharacterized. The transcript has a single exon. The coding region runs from base 6 to 2513 and encodes 835 amino acids. The record is from RefSeq and is a predicted model, not a curated record. Lineage: Eukaryota; Metazoa; Arthropoda; Insecta; Lepidoptera; Crambidae.
UCACCAUGAAGACCUUAGUGGUGCUAUCGGCUUUAGUGUGUAUAGCCAUAGCUGCACCAGCACUCCAGGAGGAUGGGUUCCAAACUCUGGAUACGCCCGAAAACAUCCCUCUCAACUUCGAUUCUGAAAUCACUGAUCCUGGGGUCUCAGCGAGGAGUCAUUUUGGUCAGAAGAGGCCCAUCAUAGUCAAGAAGAAAACCGGAUACCACUUGUACCGCGACUCCACUGAAGAACGAGCUAAUGCUGAACCUCACGAGAGAUGCUCACAACACCUUCGUGUCAAAGUAUGUGACGAGAACGUUGCUAAAUCAGCUGACUUAAGGAGAUCAACCAAGAUUGAAGACAUUGACGCACAUAAGGAUAAUGUCGAGGAGAGCAUCAAGAUUGCAAAGGAGGCCGUUGAAAGCUUACAGCAUGACUUGAGAAAUAUCGAGCAUAGCCCCAGCGCCAAGAACGCUCAGUGGAAACACAAAGUGUCUCCCAAGAACGUGCACGAAGAUGCUGCAGGCGUGAAACACUCGUCGCGUCAUAUGCAAACAAACUUCGGUAACCUGGAGUCAAUGAGCCUGCGAGCUACCACUUUGGGGGACACAGAAGCAUUACAUGCAAUGAACAAAGGCAAAUUGGAAGAAGAGAGGCUAUCUCAAUGGAAGGAAGCCAUGGAGAACAUACAAAGGAAUGUUGAGAUAGCAAGAAACAUCGAAGAUAGUUUCAGAUCCGGCUCCAACUUCCCACCAGUCGACACAUCUCAUCUGAUGAGGAGCAAUAAUCAAGAACAUACUUCUCAUUUCCACAAAGAUACCACAAAAAGCCUUACAUCUAGCAGAGCAUCUGAUAACAUGAACCAAAAGACGAUGGAAACGAAAUCAGACCAUAUCGCACAUGAUAUGAAAACAGCUGCUUCAGAAGUAACACCUAUGAAACAUGACCAAUUCCACCAAGCCACUCACAAUACUCAAGCAAGUAAAGGCAAGUUGGCCGAAAUUUCCUUGAAUAUUGAAAGCCAACCUCUCAGCCUGCAACACAGUGGCCACGUUGAGUUGACCAAAGGAAAAAGUGUUGAAUUGGGUACUUCAUUAAGAACAUCUCAACCUGGACUUAGAAUGGAACAGCCUCAUGCAACAUCGAUGUCAUUGAAAACGGAAAUUGCUGGCAGUGGUCAUGAGAUUAAUGAUAAUAAGGAAUCAACUUUACGGACAUCAGAAUGGGAUACCAAAUCUACCGAUGAACUCGUGAAACAAGAAAAGAGUGCUUGGACUGAGACUGAAAAUAAAGAACCAAUGAUGAAGUCCGCAGAACACAAGAAAAUAGCUUUGAACGCUAAUUUGAACGUGGCUAUUCCGAAAUCCGUUGAGCAGAACAAACAUUUUGACAAUGAUGCUGAAUUUAUCCAGAAGUCUGGAUUGACUGUCCAAAGCAAUAUGAAAUUAGCAGACAAUGCUGAGUUGAGUAGUGACAUCGGUCUAAAGGGUUUGGCUGAUCUGAAAAAUGAAAAGACUACCUUGGGAAAAUCGGUGGACCUGUGGGAUGACAAUGACAAGCUGAGACACGCUCAUCAUGAACUUGCGCAUGCUCACGCCCACGCCCAUGCUCAUGCCGCGGCCCAUGCUCUUGCUCACGGUCAUGGACUUCAUAACAUACAUUCAACUGGACCAUUGAUUGUCAGUCACCCACAUCACGGCGGUCUAUUACAUCAUGGAGGUCAUCACGGUGGUCUACAUCAUGGAAAGUCAGCGGAGGACUCUAUUCAUAGCGAUAUGAAAUCAUCAGACAAUGCUGCGUUUGCCAGUGAUAUCAAUAUAAAUGGUCCAGUUGCUUUAAACGAUGAUAUGUCGCAGUUAGGAAAAUCUAUUGAUUUGGUGGAUGACUUGCACAUGGAUCAGUUGAGAAGCGCUCACGAACUUGGCCAUGAUCAAGCACACGCUCACGCUCAUGCCUCUGCUCACGCUCAUGCUGUUGGGCAUACGCAUGGUCCUGGGCUCCACCACGUGCACAAACCUGCACCAUUGGAACUUUCAUUCAACAAACCCUUGAUAAUUGGCGGUCACAAACAUCACGGCGGUGCCUUACAUCACGGGAAAUCAGCGGAGGAAGAUAAUCUCAUGAACCCAAGCAUACAAACGAAUAUCAGAGAGUUUGCGGAGAAGUCUGCCAUGGAUAACAAGUUAUUCCAGUGGAAGCAUCAUGAUACAGCAAGGUCGUAUGGAGCUGGUCUAGGUUAUGGCAGUGGAUUGAGCCUUUCUGCUGGCGGUGGCGGAUCUGCCGUUGGUGUGUUCCCUAAUGCCAAGAUUGGAGGCUGUGGCAUCCCAUUGUUGCUGAGCUGCUCCCCUUCAGUUGCAUCAGGCAGCUUGAUCAAGUCACAUGGCUAUGCUGCUCCAGCAUACAGAGCUGAAGAAGACUUGAAAUUCAAGCACAAGCGUGACAUCAUCAAGACUAAGGAGGAACCAAGCAAAUUCAAGCACUCAACUAAAACUUUCCAGACCCCACCAAAAACUAGCGAGAAGAAACUGUAAAUAAUGACGAAA